GAGGAACUGUAUGAGGAAGAAAGGCGAAAGCGUAUGCAAGUAGAUGCCGAGAGGGAGGCUGCCAGAAAACAUCAUGAUUAUUUUACUCCCACGCAGAAGUCGCCCAUCUCCCCAAACCGCUUUGAUGAUUUAGACUCAUCACGGCAGACCUUGUCACCUCAGCCACAACGAUCACCAAACAUGCAGACCAGCAAGCUAGCCACCAUGAGUGUGCCGCCAGAAAGAAGACGAGGCUUUCAGAUACAGGGCAAAGCUAAAGCACUGUUCAACUUCACCGCCCAGAACCCGAGAGAGCUGUCGUUCAGGAAGGGCGAUGUACUCUACCUGCUUCACCAGAUAGAUAAAAACUGGUUUGAGGGAGAGCACCAUGGCCAAGUUGGAAUCUUCCCAAGUAAUUAUGUAGAGGUAUUGACCUCAAUAGAAGCUGCCCGGGUUGCUGCUCUAGAUGCUGAAGGUCAGGCUAGAGCCAAGUUUAACUUCACAGGACAAUCAACAGUAGAGCUGUCAUUACGGAAGGGAGAGUUUGUGACCCUGCUGCGUCGAGUGGAUGAAAACUGGUACGAAGGUCGUGUUGGAGGAAGACAAGGUAUCUUCCCAGUGGCAUAUGUUGAGGUGAUCCGAGAGCCAUCCACCCCACUGAUAACCCCUGCACCCUCAGUCAUCACCACACCCAUGGCAGGCACACCUGAGAUGCUGUCUCCUGUAGGCCUGGAAGCACCAACACCUCCACCUCAGCCAUCCCCAAGUGCAUUUGUCCAGCAUUCAUCAGGAGCCCCAGCCUAUGGUUACAGACAGCCCAGCAGGUUCCCGUAUGAGCCUCAAGCUCCCACUGACUACAGGUCUCCAGAGUUCUCACUGUAUGGACAGAAAGGAGUCCUUAGUCCUCCGGGAACCAGAAAGGGUUAUGGAGUCACCUCAGACUGGUCAAAACCAGAACCUGCAUCUACCAGUCCAAUGCCCAGUGCAAAACUCAACUAUGAAAUUGCCUCAUCAGCAAAUGCUGCAGUCAGCAAGCCUCGAUCAAAAGUGCCAGAUGAUGAUUUAGCUUUGCAGAGAUACCGAGCUGUGUACGCCUACAGGCCUCAGAGUGAAGAUGAGCUGGAGUUAACUGAGGGUGACGAGGUGUUUGUGAUGGAGAAAUGUGACGAUGGCUGGUACGUAGGCACAUCAGCCAGGACCGGGCA
This is a messenger RNA of Candidula unifasciata, 1184 nucleotides long. NCBI's taxonomy places the organism in Eukaryota, Metazoa, Mollusca, Gastropoda, Stylommatophora, Geomitridae. The record is from the annotation of a GenBank genome assembly.